This is a messenger RNA of Pelobates fuscus (common spadefoot toad), 3879 nucleotides long. RefSeq names its product glutamate metabotropic receptor 8 (gene GRM8). Bases 663 to 3404 code for a protein of 913 amino acids. Gene Ontology annotation, biological process: regulation of synaptic transmission, glutamatergic; G protein-coupled glutamate receptor signaling pathway. The record is from RefSeq and is a predicted model, not a curated record. Gene Ontology annotation, molecular function: group III metabotropic glutamate receptor activity. Lineage: Eukaryota; Metazoa; Chordata; Amphibia; Anura; Pelobatidae. The transcript has 11 exons. Gene Ontology annotation, cellular component: plasma membrane.
CACACACACAGGCACACACACUCACUCUGCACUGAGAGGGUGAAGCUACACAUCAUUUUUGGGAUGAAGGCAGAGGAAGCUGUGGUCCUGAUGCUGAGGCAGUGGAUACAAUUGUUGCCAGUUGUUGCCUGCUAACUUAAGGGGAUGCUCGCUUUGCCCACGGCCAGGGCGACUUGCUGAUAAGAGGUGGAUUAGAAGCAGAGUUACAGAGACCAAUAGCUGCCAGUGGGAGUAUUUCAUUCACAUGGAGGAGACCCGGCGCUGAGCUGUCUCUGUCAGCAGCACGGGCAGAGCUACAAGUGCAGCUCCUGGGAGAGCACACUGUCAGUGCAAUGCAGCCGCAGGACACUGCUCGGACCACUUUAUCCAAAGAGCCACCAAAAAGAUAUGACUUAGAGACCUCCGAUCCCUCCUUUUGAAUCUACCAAUGAAAUAAGUGAUGACAUCAACCGUUUGCUCUAGCUGUCGAAUAUGCCGAUUGUAUUAAAUUGAACUGGACGCACACACUUCCUUGGUGGAUAGCACACGCAUGGCAUCACUGCUAGACACUUUGUCACUUGUUGUCGCUUAGUGAGCACUGAUGGUCGCAUCUGUUAAGUUCAACUUCCAAGGGUUUGUUUCUUCAUUCAAUACGUUUAAAGCUUGGCUUUUGGAUUGCAAUCAUGUAUCCUGGAAAUUUGUUAAUGGAAAGAAAGCGAUCAGUUUCUUAUACCUACAAUUUGAUUUCAGCACUCAAAUGGUAUUGGAUUUUCAGUCUUGUUCAGAGAACCAGUAGCCAAGAAUAUGCUCACUCUAUCCGAGUAGAAGGUGACAUCAUUCUCGGGGGUCUUUUCCCAGUCCAUUCAAGAGGAGAACGUGGGGUGCCUUGUGGAGACCUUAAAAAGGAGAAAGGUAUUCACCGACUAGAGGCCAUGAUGUAUGCUAUAGAUCAGAUAAAUAAAGAUCCUGAUCUACUUGCAAACAUUACCUUAGGAGUUCGUAUUCUUGAUACUUGCUCUAGAGAUACAUAUGCUUUAGAACAAUCUUUAACAUUUGUGCAAGCCUUAAUAGAUAAAGAUGCUUCUGAUGUGAGAUGUGCGAAUGGCGACCCACCUAUUUUUACCAAACCGGAUAAAAUUUCAGGGGUGAUUGGAGCUGCGGCAAGUUCUGUAUCCAUUAUGGUCGCUAACAUACUACGGCUUUUUAAGAUACCUCAAAUCAGCUAUGCAUCUACUGCUCCAGAGCUAAGUGACAACACCAGAUAUGACUUUUUUUCACGAGUGGUCCCACCUGACUCCUAUCAAGCCCAAGCUAUGGUCGAUAUUGUGACCGCAUUGGGAUGGAAUUAUGUGUCAACAUUAGCCUCAGAAGGGAACUACGGAGAAAGUGGUGUGGAAGCAUUCACACAGAUAUCCAGGGAAAUAGGUGGCGUUUGCAUUGCCCAAUCACUGAAAAUCCCGCGUGAGCCUAAAGCAGGAGAAUUUGAUAAAAUCAUUAGACGCUUGUUAGAAACUCCACAAGCCCGUGCAAUCAUUAUUUUUGCAAAUGAAGAUGACAUAAGACGAAUUCUAGAAGCAGCCAAAAGAAAUAAUCAAACUGGACAUUUUCUUUGGAUUGGUUCAGACAGUUGGGGUUCUAAAAUAGCUCCAGUGUUCCAGCAAGAAGAAAUAGCUGAAGGAGCCGUUACAAUAUUACCAAAGAGAGCAUCAAUUGAUGGCUUUGAUAGGUACUUUAGGAGUCGUUCGUUAGCUAAUAACCGAAGGAAUGUUUGGUUUGCGGAGUUUUGGGAAGAAAAUUUUGGAUGCAAGUUAGGAUCACAUGGCAAAAGGAACAGCCAUUUCAAAAAAUGCACAGGAUUGGAGAAGAUUGGACGAGAUUCCAGCUUUGAACAAGAAGGAAAGGUCCAGUUUGUAAUCGAUGCAGUGUAUUCGAUGGCUCAUGCUCUGAAUAACAUGCACCGGGAUCUCUGCCCUGGAUACAUUGGACUUUGUCCAAGAAUGAAGACCAGCGAUGGUAAAGAGCUUCUCAGUUACAUCCGAGCUGUACAUUUUAAUGGAAGUGCUGGGACACCAGUUACAUACAAUGAAAAUGGCGACGCGCCUGGACGCUAUGAUAUUUAUCAAUAUCAAAUAGUCAAUAAGACGACAGAAUACAAGGUCAUUGGACAGUGGACUAACCAGCUACAUCUAAAUGUCGGAGACAUGCAGUGGAGAAGCAGAGAGCAUAUACAGCCAUCGUCUGUUUGUAGCCUGCCAUGUAAACCUGGAGAAAGAAAAAAACAGGUGAAAGGAGUCCCGUGUUGCUGGAAUUGUGAACGAUGUGAGGGCUAUCAUUACCAGGUGGAUGAGAUAACCUGUGACCUAUGUCCUUUAGAUCAAAAACCAAAUGCAAACCACACUGGUUGCCAGCUAAUCCCUAUUAUCAAACUUGAAUGGCACUCUCCUUGGGCUGUAGUUCCUGUCUUUAUAUCCAUUCUGGGGAUUGUGGCGACAUCGUUUGUAAUUGUCACUUUUGUCCGAUACAACGACACACCUAUUGUGAGAGCAUCUGGACGGGAGCUCAGCUACGUGCUGCUAACAGGGAUUUUUCUGUGUUAUGCAAUCACCUUUUUAAUGAUUGGAACUCCAGAUAUGGUAGUUUGCUCUUUGAGACGUAUAUUUCUGGGUCUAGGCAUGUGUUUCAGUUACGCUGCUUUGCUCACUAAAACAAACAGGAUUCAUCGGAUAUUCGAGCAAGGGAAAAAAUCUGUUACUGCCCCAAAGUUUAUCAGUCCAGCUUCACAGCUGGUCAUUACUUUCAGUCUUAUAUCUAUACAACUGAUUGGAGUCUUCAUAUGGUUCAUUGUAGAUCCUCCCCACAUCAUCGUAGACUACGGUGAACAAAGAACGCCUGAUCCAGAGAAUGCAAGAGGUGUUCUUAAGUGUGACAUUUCUGAACUUUCUCUAAUUUGCUCACUUGGAUACAGUAUUCUUUUGAUGGUUACAUGUACUGUUUAUGCUAUCAAAACUAGAGGUGUUCCAGAAACCUUCAAUGAAGCCAAACCCAUCGGAUUUACAAUGUAUACCACCUGCAUAAUUUGGUUAGCUUUUAUUCCAAUAUUUUUUGGAACAGCACAGUCAGCUGAAAGGAUGUAUAUCCAGACCACCACUCUGACAGUCUCGAUGAGUCUAAGUGCUUCUGUAUCCUUGGGUAUGCUUUAUAUGCCCAAAGUUUACAUUAUAAUUUUUCAUCCAGAGCAAAAUGUACAAAAGAGAAAAAGGAGCUUCAAGGCUGUUGUAACAGCAGCCACCAUGCAAAGCAAACUGAUUCAAAAAGGAAACGAUAGACCCAACGGGGAAGUGAAAACGGAAAUUUGUGAAAGUCUUGAAACAAACACUUCCUCUACGAAGACUACAUAUGUCAGUUACAGUAAUCAUGCAAACUAAAACUGGACAACUUCAAUCAAGAAAACAAAAAAUCAAGCACAAAAAUUACGAAAUUUCAACAGUUCUGCUAUACAAACUAAGUACAAUAAACACGAACAAAUAAAUGGAUAUUAAAAAGGAAAUUUAUUUUUCAAAAUUAAAGUGUCAAACUAUUUUAAAACAAAGCACAUGAAAGAGUUUUUUUUUUUAAUGUGCACAAAGUGGAGCUAAGAAACAGAAUCCUGUUCACAGUUGAAAAGACAUUUGAUGAAAAAAAAAAUCUGUCAUAUGUUACACCAUAAUUGUAAGUACUUUUUGUGAUUUGUGCAAAUUUUCAUUCCUGUCCUAUAAUGUUCUAUUUGUAUAGGAGAUGAGUUUGUGCAUUGUAAUGGCUGAUUGACAUGAAGCCCUGGGUCGUGUUAAAUAAAUGCAAUGGUUUACGCAUGCACAUUUUUAUACAAAAGAUAUUUCUAAAAAUAAAGGAAUGUUUUGCAAA